Oryzias melastigma (Indian medaka) is the source of this 1462-nucleotide messenger RNA. RefSeq names its product thiamin pyrophosphokinase 2 (gene tpk2). The transcript is spliced from 9 exons. Gene Ontology annotation, molecular function: 8-oxo-dGDP phosphatase activity. Bases 362 to 1264 code for a protein of 300 amino acids. The record is from RefSeq and is a predicted model, not a curated record. Lineage: Eukaryota; Metazoa; Chordata; Actinopteri; Beloniformes; Adrianichthyidae.
GCUGCGCUCCAGUCUUCUUCUGCUGACAGCGACCGGACGCGCGCGCCCCCUGCAGGCCGGGCGGAGUCUGAGUCUUUCCUGCUGUCUGUGGAUCCGAACUCCUCUCAAACAUUUCGGUUUUCACACCUGUCAUUAAAGGUUUACAUGCGGGACUCACGAACACAAACAUGUCAACCAUGAGAGUUUCUCUCCUGAAUCCUUCAGGGAUUCCUGCUUCUCUCGGUGACUUUUGCCGCCUGCAGGGUCUGCAUUGUGAUGAGACGUUUUUCAAUAAAGUUUGAAGGAAAAAAGGCGGGACAUGCGCAGUUGGCGCUGCUGUUUGUGCGCGUGAAGCUGCGCAGUCGCUGCGCUGCAGACGGAGAUGGCUGCAGCUUCCUGGUCAGAGCGGGUUCUCCACCUGCUGAACCGCAUGAACAACUUUUACUCUGCAGGCUCCUGCCGGGCCAGCUGCGUCCGGUUUGAGGUGGACGGCGCGCAGGUCGGCUGGAUCCGACCGCACGUGGCUGCGCUGCUGUCCCGGUACCCGCAGGUGUUCACCUGUCCGCGCGGGGGCGCUGUUUCCCUGUGUCAGGGUCUGGACUCGUAUGAGGGGAGGUCGGAGGCCGUGCACGCGGUCCUGCUGGCCCUCAGGGAGGAGGACUGUCUGACCUGCCUCAGAGGAUGGAGGGAUGAGAGGUACAGCGUGAUGCCCAGAUUCUCCGACCCCCCCGUGAUGUGGAUGGAGCGAGCAGCUACCAGUCUCUUUGGGGUGAAGCGCUAUGGAGUGCACGUGAACGCGUACACCGUCAGUGACGGCGGGGAGGUCAGCAUGUGGCUGGCACGCCGCUCCAGCACCAAGCAGACGUAUCCUGGACUGCUGGACAACAUGGCGGCCGGCGGCCUGGCUGCAGGGGUCGGCAUCAAACACACUCUGGUGAAAGAGUGCCAGGAGGAAGCGUGCGUCCCAGAAGACACCGCCAUGACGGCCCGACCCGCAGCGACCGUCAGCUACACAUACGAGGAUGAGGAGGGCGUGUUCCCCGAGAGCCAGUUUGUCUUUGAUCUGGAAGUUCCGGUUGGGUUCAGGCCCAGAAUUGGAGAUGGGGAAGUGCAAGACUUCUACCUGCUGUCGAUAGAAAAGGUGAAGGAGCUGCUGGCGAGCGAUGACUUCAAACCCAACUCUGCCAUGGUGGUGUUAGACUUCCUCAUCAGACACGCGUUCGUGGAGCCGGACUCAGAGCCGUACUAUCAGGAGUUUGUGGCCGGACUCCAUCGAACGCUUUAGAGCGAAGGAGCGGACGCCGUUGACGUGCCGUGGAGCCGCAAACUGCUGCUGGAAGCUGAACCAGAGAGCAGGGAGAGUGUGUGAAGCAGUAUUAGUGCCACGAAAUGAGAGAAAUCCGUUUUAUUUCAAAACUUCCUAAACUCCAUCAAAGUGUAUAGUUUUGGAAUAAAAAGAAUUAAAAAUGUUUGUAAAAUCCUG